This is a messenger RNA of Notolabrus celidotus (New Zealand spotty), 1508 nucleotides long. Its product is annotated as zinc transporter ZIP3-like. The record is from RefSeq and is a predicted model, not a curated record. Gene Ontology annotation, molecular function: zinc ion transmembrane transporter activity. The coding region runs from base 206 to 1153 and encodes 315 amino acids. The transcript is spliced from 3 exons. Gene Ontology annotation, cellular component: plasma membrane. Gene Ontology annotation, biological process: zinc ion transmembrane transport. Lineage: Eukaryota; Metazoa; Chordata; Actinopteri; Labriformes; Labridae.
CUUCAACAUGUCAUUUUUUUGUUUUAGUGCACUAAGAAAAAUCAUACAUGUUAUGAAAAUUGAAGCCUCGACAAAGAUACCAUAGAAACCAAAAUCAAGUUAUGAAACGCCGAUGUACCCGGAUUCUCUGUCCCAGUGGAACCACUAAAGAUGUCCCAGCAGCACCAGUAGAGCAGUAGCAGUGUCAGCUGGGCAGAGCUUUAGGAUGGAGAUCCUGGUGGCCAAGCUGCUUGGCCUGCUGGGAUUGUUUGGCCUCAUGCUAGCUGGCGUGCUGGUCCCAGUGCGCCUCCUGUUGGUGGACUACGACAAAGCGCACAGAUACAGGAGAGCUCUGUCUCUGUGUAACUCGUUUGGAGGAGGCGUGUUCCUCGCAACAUGCUUUAAUGCACUGCUGCCAGCUGUUCGAGACAAGGUUUCCACCGUGUUCCAGCAGCUGAAGAUCAGCAGCGACUACCCGCUGGCUGAGACGAUGAUGAUGCUGGGCUUGUUCCUCACCGUGUUUGUCGAGCAGGCCAUCCUCACCUUCAGGAAAGAGAAACCAUCCUUCAUCGACCUGGAGACCUUCAACGCCUGCGGCUCAGAGGCGGGCAGUGACUCCGAGUAUGACACACCCUUUAUCUCUUCUACCCGGGGGUCUGCAGGCGGGCGGCGCUCACAUGGACACCAACACGGACACUUCAGCCCGGCAGAGCUUGCGGGGGCAGGGCCUCUGCGACUGGCCAGUCUGGUUCUGGCUCUGUCGGCUCACUCUGUGUUCGAAGGUUUGGCACUCGGCCUGCAGGAUGACGCGGCCAAGCUGGGCAACCUCUUCCUGGGCGUGGCCGUGCACGAGACGCUGGCUGCUGUGGCGCUCGGGGUGAGCGUUGCAAAGGCGUCGCUGGGCAUGAAAGAUGCAGCCAAGCUGGGUGUGACGGUGAGCCUGAUGAUCCCACUGGGGAUGGCGGUGGGGAUGGGCAUUGAGUCGGCGCAGACACUGGCGGGCAGCGUGGUGUCUGUUGUGCUGCAGGGACUCGCUGCUGGAACUUUCCUCUUCGUCACCUUCUUUGAGAUUCUGUCCCGAGAGCUCGAUGACAAACAGGACCGGCUGCUCAAAGUGCUUUUCCUCAUUCUUGGAUACGCAGCCCUCGCCGCUCUUGUUUUCAUCAAGUGGUGACACACAGGAAGCCCAUGCACACAUACACACACACACACACACACAACACACAACACACAACACACAACACACAUAGCAUUACCAAAGUUAAAGUCAGCAGAGUUGAAGUGAGAGGACAGAAACAUGACUGAUAUUUUGGCACUCCUGCAAACAAAGAUCAUUUUUAAUAACACUGCGAAGGUAACAAUAAAUCUUAUACUCAUAGACCUCCAGAGGUUCAACUUCUCAUCUGCUGCAGUGAUUUGCAGGUGUUUUGAUGAAAUGACGACAUCCCUUAUGGGUGCAUUCAAAGAUCAAACACAAACACUAACCUCUUAUCACAGAUUCUACAUUAAAGUGUAAUAUUUGGAUUUCA